CUGCCAUAGUUGUUCAAAAACCCGAGGCUUAUCCACUCCUUCCUUUCAAGUUCAUACAACGACAUGCCUCCUUAAUUCAUUUGCCAUUAGAAGAUACAGUGUUUUGCAUACGAACUCAUGGCGAAUUUGCUAUCCCACUCAUUAAUUCCUCUGAAUUUUGUCACUAACAAUGGUACUUUAGCUGGUCAUUCACCUUUUUCCGGUGGCCUUUAUCGAAACGCCUUCGUUAUUCGUGCUUCCGCGGUGUCUCAGACUAGGCGAAAGAAACAGUCACAGCAGAAGGAAGAUGAGUCCUCGUUGUUAUCAGCUACGACGAUGGAGAAAGGGCUGAGAUUAUUGUUCAUGGAGGAUUUGAUGGAGCGUGCAAGGAGUCGCGAUGUCGCCGGAGUUUCUGAAGUUAUUUACGAUAUGAUUGCUGCCGGAAUUAACCCGGGACCUCGCUCAUUUCAUGGCUUGGUCAUUUCUCAUACACUCAAUGGCGAUCACGAAGGCGCUAUGAAUGCAUUGAGGAGAGAGUUAAGUGAAGGCCUUUGUCCUCUUCCUGAAACCUUCACUGCAUUAGUUCGUUUAUUUGGUUCAAAAGGGUAUGCCACAAGAGGUUUAGAGAUUCUUGCAGCUAUGGAGAAACUAGAUUUUGACAUCCGUAAUGCUUGGCUAGUUCUUAUUGAGGAACUUAUUAGAAACAAUUACUUGGCUGAUGCCAACAAGGUGUUUCUAAAAGGUGCAGAGGGUAAGAUGAGAGCUACUGAUGAGAUAUAUGAUCUUUUGAUCGAAGAGGAUUGUAAAGUUGGAGAUCAUUCAAAUGCAUUAACAAUAGCUUAUAAAAUGGAGGAAGCUGGAAGAAUGGCUACUACUUAUCAUUUCAAUUGUCUCCUUAGUUGUCAGGCAAAGUGUGGAAUACCUGAAAUUGCAUACGCGACAUUUGAAAAUAUGAUAUAUGGGCAAGAUUUUAUGAAACCUGAUACAGAGACAUAUAAUUGGGUGAUUGAAGCUUAUACAAGGGCAGAAGGAUCUGAUAGGGUGCAAGAUGUUGCUGCUGUACUUGGUAUGAUGGUUGAAGAUUACAAAACUGUACAACCUAAUGUGAGAACUUACGCGCUAUUGGUGGAAUGCUUUACAAAAUAUUGUUCUAUAAGAGAAGCUAUCAGACAUUUUAGAGCACUUAUUAAAAUUGAAGGUGGAAUUAAAGUUUUAUAUAAUGAAGGAAAUUAUGGAGAUCCACUUUCUUUAUAUCUUCGGGCUUUAUGUAGAGAAGGAAGAAUUGUUGAGCUUUUGGAAGCUUUAGAAGCAAUGAGUAAAGAAAAUCAACCAAUUCCAGCUAGAGCAAUGAUACUUAGUCAAAAAUAUAGAACAAUGGUUAGUUCUUGGAUUGAACCAUUGAAUACAGAAGCAGAUGUAGGAUAUGAAAUUGAUUACAUUGCCAGAUACAUAGAAGAAGGUGGGCUAACGGGGGCCCGCAAAAGGUGGGUCCCAAGAGAAGGAAAAACAUCCCUAGACCCUGAUGUUGCAGGAUUCGUGUACAAAAACCCUUUAGAAACCUCAUUCAGACAACAUUGUCUUGAAAACUGGAGAAGAUAUCAUCGAAAGGUGUUAAGAGCUUUACGUAGAAGAGGUCCAUCACUUUUAGGAGAAGUUACAGAAUCCGAAUAUGUUCGUGUUCUUGAGUGGCUUUUUCAUAUCCUUAAACGCCCCAAUAAAAACGCAUUGAAACCAAAAGCUGCAAGUAAAAUGCUUGUGAAUGAGCUGGCUGAAGAGCUUGAAGCACAAGGGCUUCCUACUGAUGGAAAUAGGAGUGUGCUUUAUCAACGUGUGCAGAAAGCUAGGAGGAUUAAUCGGUCGAGAAAUAAACCCCUUUGGGUUCCUCCUGUUGAAGACCAAGAAGAAGAGAUUGAUGAGGAAAUUCAAGAACUAAUCUCACGAGUGAGACUAGAAGAAGGAAACACAGAGUUUUGGAGAAGACGUUUUCUUGGUGAAUGUUUAGAAGCAGAACUUGGAAAACCAACAGCAAUUGAAGUAGAAGCUACAGAUGUCUCUGAUAAUAAUAUUAAUAAUAAUAAUUCUGAAGAAGAUGCAACUAAUAAUAAACAGGUUGAUGAUGAUGAAGGGGACAAAGAGGAACAAACUGAAAACCAAUCUGGUGAUACAGAAGCUGUUAAAGACAAAGAAGAUGCUGCAAAUCCUUUACAAAUGAUCGGUGUUCAAUUAUUCAAAGGUUUUGAUGAUUCCACACCUACUAAAUCCAAAAAAUCCAAGAAAAGAUUAGCAAGAAUUGCUGCUAUGGAGAAUGAUGAUGAUGAAGAGUGGUUACCAUUGGAUAUACUGGAGGCAUUUAAGGAGUUACGUGAAAGAAAAAUAUUCGAUGUAUCAGAUAUGUAUACAAUUGCUGAUGCAUGGGGUUGGACAUGGGAAAUGGAGCUAAGAAACACUCCCCCUCGACACUGGUCACAACAAUGGGAAGUUGAGUUAGCAGUGAAGCUAAUGUCGAAAGUAAUGGAGUUAGGUGGGACACCAACUAUUGGAGACUGUGCUAUAAUUCUUCGUGCAGCAAUACGAGCUCCAUAUCCUCCGGCUUUCUUAGAAAUCUUACGAACGACACAUACACUUGGUUAUGUGUUUGGAAGUCCAUUAUAUGAUGAGGUUAUCGGUUUGUGCCUUGAUCUUGGAGAACUAGAUGCAGCUAUUGCAAUUGUUGCUGACAUGGAAACAAGUGGUAUCACUGUUCCUGAUGAGACACUUGAUAUGGUCAUUCAAGCUAGACAAACAACUCGUACUAAUGUAAAUGGUGCAUCUUUGUAAUUUUAUACAAAUCUUUUUUGUUGUAUGAUAUACUUUUGAUUUUAAUAGGAACUAGUUUGUCUCAUGAAUACUUCUCACCAACUAAUUUCUACAUAAGCUUGAUAUUUUGUUCCAUU
Messenger RNA from Lactuca sativa (garden lettuce), 2912 nucleotides. RefSeq names its product plastid transcriptionally active 3 (gene PTAC3). NCBI's taxonomy places the organism in Eukaryota, Viridiplantae, Streptophyta, Magnoliopsida, Asterales, Asteraceae. Gene Ontology annotation, molecular function: protein binding. The record is from RefSeq and is a predicted model, not a curated record.